GGCAUUGUGUCGGGAUCGCGGAGCUGCAUUUGUUUGCUGGAGGUGGGCGCUGAGCGGGCGUCGUGUUCGCCCGCGGUGGGCUGGAAGUGUCAGCAGUGGCCGUUGCCCCGGCCCCGGCGGGAGACCGAGUCCGAGGAACCACGCGCCCGCUGUCUGCGAUUGCUGGCAGGGGCGGCGAGCCAGAGGAGCAACAUGCAGAGAGGCGCCCGGCGCCCUGACGACCCCUCCCGAGGAAGAGAGGCCGGGGCGGCGCUGGGGCGGCGGAGAGCAUGAGGGAGGCCGGGGGGCGGCUCGGCUGCGAGCGCUACUAGGGAGCGGUGCGCACUGCACACUCGCCGGGGCGCAGCGGAGGGCGGGGAGCCGGGCAGGUCGCGCCAGCGCACGGGUGCCGGCCGCCGGGAGCUGUUCUGAUUUCCGACGCGGACGCUAGCGGCCAAGAGCAGCCCCCGGCCCCGGCGUGCAGCCAACAUGGGCAACGCGGGGAGCAUGGAUUCGCAGCAGACUGAUUUCAGGGCGCACAACGUGCCUUUGAAGCUGCCGAUGCCCGAGCCAGGUGAACUGGAGGAGCGAUUUGCUAUCGUGCUGAAUGCUAUGAACCUGCCCCCUGACAAAGCCAGGCUACUGCGGCAGUAUGACAAUGAGAAAAAGUGGGAACUGAUUUGUGAUCAGGAACGAUUCCAGGUGAAGAACCCUCCCCAUACAUACAUUCAAAAGCUCAAAGGCUAUCUGGAUCCAGCUGUAACCAGGAAGAAAUUCAGACGGCGUGUUCAAGAAUCCACCCAAGUCCUAAGAGAACUGGAAAUUUCUUUAAGAACCAACCAUAUUGGAUGGGUCAGAGAGUUUCUGAAUGAAGAAAACAAAGGUCUUGAUGUCCUAGUGGAAUACCUGUCAUUUGCGCAGUACGCAGUAACUUUUGACUUUGAAAGCGUGGAAAGCACUGUGGAGAGCUCGGUGGACAAAUCCAAGCCCUGGAGUAGGUCCAUCGAGGACCUGCACCGAGGGGGCAACCUGCCCUCCCCCGUGGGCAACAGUGCGUCCCGCUCGGGAAGACAUUCUGCACUGCGAUAUAAUACUUUGCCAAGCAGAAGAACUCUGAAAAAUUCAAGAUUAGUGAGUAAGAAAGAUGACGUACACGUCUGUAUCAUGUGUUUACGUGCCAUCAUGAAUUACCAGUAUGGCUUCAACAUGGUCAUGUCGCACCCACACGCUGUCAAUGAGAUUGCGCUGAGCUUGAAUAACAAGAAUCCCAGAACAAAAGCCCUUGUGUUAGAACUGUUGGCAGCCGUUUGUCUUGUCAGAGGCGGGCAUGAAAUCAUUUUAUCAGCAUUUGACAACUUUAAGGAGGUUUGCGGAGAGAAACAGCGCUUUGAGAAGUUGAUGGAACACUUCAGGAAUGAAGACAAUAACAUAGAUUUUAUGGUGGCCUCUAUGCAGUUUAUUAAUAUUGUAGUCCAUUCAGUAGAAGACAUGAAUUUCAGAGUUCACCUCCAAUAUGAAUUUACCAAGUUAGGCCUGGAUGAAUACUUGGAUAAGCUGAAGCACACGGAGAGCGACAAGCUGCAGGUUCAGAUACAGGCUUACCUGGACAACGUGUUUGAUGUGGGAGCCCUGCUGGAAGAUGCCGAAACCAAGAACGCAGCCCUGGAGAGGGUGGAAGAACUGGAGGAAAACAUCUCUCAUUUGUCUGAAAAACUGCAAGACACAGAGAAUGAAGCCAUGUCUAAGAUCGUGGAACUGGAAAAGCAGCUCAUGCAGAGGAACAAGGAGCUGGACGUUGUUCGAGAAAUCUACAAAGAUGCAAAUACCCAGGUUCACACAUUAAGGAAAAUGGUCAAAGAAAAAGAAGAAGCCAUUCAAAGACAGUCUACCCUGGAAAAAAAGAUUCAUGAACUGGAGAAACAAGGGACCAUUAAAAUUCAGAAGAAAGGGGAUGGGGAUAUUGCCAUACUGCCAGUUGCGGCUUCUGGUGCACCGUCCACAGGGUCAGAAGUGGCAGUGGGUAAUUUUGUGGGACCAGUAACGGGGGCUGCUGCCUCGGGUCCCUUGCCCCCUCCUCCCCCACCACUACCUCCAUCGUCAGACGCACCUGAAGCAGUGCAAAAUGGUCCAGUAACCCCACCUAUGCCCCCCGCUCCUCCCCCCCCUCCCCCUCCCCCGCCGCCGCCUCCUCCCCCCCCUCCCCCUCUCCCGGGUCCUGCCGAGACUGCACCAGCCCCUCCCUUACCACCGCCCCCUCCUCCCUCUGCACCCCCGCUGCCCGGGACGUCUUCACCCACAGUGGUUUUCAACUCAGGAUUAGCAGAUGGGCCCAUCAAGCUUUUCUCUGUGAAAAUCAAGAAGCCAAUCAAGACAAAAUUCAGAAUGCCAGUUUUUAACUGGGUUGCCCUGAAGCCAAAUCAGAUCAAUGGCACGGUCUUCAAUGAAAUUGAUGAUGAGCGAAUUCUGGAGGACUUAAAUGUGGAUGAAUUUGAGGAAAUAUUUAAGACAAAAGCCCAAGGUCCUGCCAUUGAUCUUUCUUCAAGCAAACAGAAGAUAACGCAGAAGGGAUCAAACAAAGUAACAUUACUAGAAGCAAAUAGGGCCAAAAAUCUUGCCAUAACAUUAAGGAAAGCUGGAAAGACCGCUGAGGAAAUAUGUAAAGCUAUUCAUGUAUUUGACUUGAAGACAUUGCCUGUAGACUUUGUAGAAUGUUUGAUGAGGUUCUUGCCAACCGAGAACGAGGUGAAGGUGCUUCGGCUCUAUGAGCGGGAAAGGAAGCCUCUGGAGAACUUGUCGGAUGAAGACCGGUUCAUGAUGCAGUUCAGUAAAAUCGAGAGGCUCAUGCAGAAGAUGACCAUCAUGGCCUUCAUUGGGAACUUUGCUGAGAGCAUUCAGAUGCUCACUCCUCAACUGCACUCGAUUAUAGCAGCAUCUGUCUCUAUAAAGUCAUCCCAAAAACUCAAGAAAAUUCUGGAGAUCAUUUUGGCCCUUGGAAACUACAUGAAUAGCAGUAAGCGAGGAGCGGUUUAUGGAUUUAAACUUCAGAGUUUAGAUCUGCUCUUAGAUACAAAGUCAACAGACCGAAAGCAAACACUGUUGCACUAUAUAUCAAAUGUUGUAAAAGAAAAAUAUCACCAAGUGUCCCUAUUUUAUAAUGAGCUUCAUUAUGUGGAGAAAGCUGCUUCAGUCUCCCUUGAGAACGUUUUACUGGACGUCAAGGAGCUCCAGCGGGGCAUGGACUUGACCAAGAGGGAGUACACCAUGCAUGACCACAACACGCUGCUGAAGGAGUUCAUCCUCAGCAACGAGGGGAAGCUCAAGAAGCUGCAGGAUGACGCCAAGAUCGCACAGGAUGCCUUUGAUGAUGUGGUGAAGUAUUUUGGAGAAAAUCCCAAGACGACCCCACCCUCUGUCUUCUUUCCUGUCUUUGUCCGGUUUGUGAAAGCCUAUAAGCAAGCAGAGGAGGAAAAUGAGCUGAGGAAGAAGCAGGAGCAGGCACUCAUGGAAAAACUCCUGGAGCAGGAGGCACUGCUGGAGCAGCAGGACCCCAAGUCUCCUUCCCACAAAUCAAAGAGGCAGCAGCAAGAAUUAAUUGCGGAAUUACGAAGGCGACAAGUUAAAGAUAACAGACAUGUAUAUGAAGGAAAAGAUGGUGCCAUUGAAGAUAUUAUCACAGCCUUAAAGAAGAAUAAUAUCACUAAAUUUCCAAAUGUUCACUCGAGGGUAAGGAUUUCUUCUAGCACACCGGCGGUGGAGGAUGCACGGAGCUGAUCUUAGAAACCAACCAUACAGACGAGCCGAUGCGGUGAGGAGAAGUGUCAGGCGGCGCUUUGAUGAUCAGAACUUGCGUUCUGUUAAUGGUGCCGAAAUAACCAUGUGAACCUGAGACCUGCCUGUAUGAAUAGAGGGUGUUUGUGAAUGAAACUAUUCACAUGAACUUUAUGUGCUACCAUUUAACUGCAGCCUUGAACAUAGAUAAAAUAUUCUAAGGGCUCAGAUUUAGCAAACACAUAGGAAUUUAGGAGUGAUGGGCUCUCUUUUCAACCUUUGUUAUUAACAAGUGCCUCAAAGUGGAAAUACCUGCUCAGAUUAAUCAAAGCAAUAGGAUUUGAUUUGAUGAUUAGGUAUCUUUUUACACCAGAUGGUAUUCAAUUUAACCAAAAUGUAAAUUUCACAUUACAUUUAUUACCUGCCAUUUUAAUUGUCCCAUGAUGGCCCACCCUGGUUUCCUGAUUAGUUGUAAAUAACAUGGAUGAAUCUGCGUGGGCUUCUUUUGCUGAGAUGUUUUUAAGGAAUUAAUUUGUUUCAGCCAUACUCAUCCACUUUGUAUUCUUAAGGGCUUGUAACAUGGAAGACAGAAAAGUCGUAUGAUAAACUGGUGUCCCAUAACCAAGCCCCAGCGAAGUAUAAACAGAAUGCAAUUACAGGGGCGCAGAAGUCACUCAUUUCACAUUCUAUUACUUCUGUGCCAGGCAGGGUAUGAUGCCCUCUGUGAGACUUCACCAGGCUGAAUGCAAGGAUAUGGUGGCCUACAAAUGUUGUGUGACUCACUCUCAGUACUGUGUUCUUCAGCUAGAGGCAGCUUUUAAAAAUGCAAAUGUAUAUAUUAGCACUAAAAUUAGCAUCUCAGUAAUCAGAAUCGCAAUUUCUGAGCACCAUAAUGGGGAUGUGAAAACAGAAAUUGGUGCCUUGCUAGCCAGGGGGAGAAGUUCACUAGCUCUACCUACCAACAAGCAUUCAAGAUUACUUCUGCUCCUGUCAGUAACCUGGCCUUAUUUUCUGACAAUCGCAGGGUUAUCUUCCUCCUCCCUUUUGUAAAUUCAAGAUAUAUUUGGCAUCAUAUAUCAAAGCCAAGUUGUUGUAUUUCUCACAUUUGGGAAUUUCAAUUAAAUUGCAGAAAUACAUUGGGAGAAACCUAGAUAUGUAAUGGGACUAAAUGGCCAACUAAGCCAGUUACUUUUCCUUCCUCUCUGGCAGGGCACUUGAUCCAUUCCAAAGUCAAAAACUGGACUAAAGCUAAUUGUACUUUUCAUAAUACACAUUCUUCUUCUGGCUUACCUUCCUGGUACAUUACAACAAUAUAUUAAUUGUAAAGUUUAUUGUAUAGUAUUUAACCAAUGAAUUUAUUUUUUGUUGUGCUUAUGUGAACUCCUUGGUGAAGGUCCCAUUUUCCUUGGAUAAUGUGUAGUUAUAUGAUCUUUUUAAAUGUACAGAUAUUUUGCUAUAAAAUUGGUGCAGUUUUUUAUGGUUUUUACACUUCUUUAAUUCCCACCUAAGCCUCUGGGUAAUACUGUAAAUACUGUUUAAAAAUGCAUCAGCUUAUGCUAUACAACCUGAAUAUUAUUUUAACUUAUAGUUCUUUUUAAUAUAUUUAACUACAAUGACAGUUUAGGGGAUCAGUUACAUUUCACUUUAGCAUACCUAUUUACAGAAAGAUUACUUUCAAACUGCCACCUGCUAGCACAUUUUCAUAAAUGUGUACUUUAAAAAGAACAUGCCAAGAUUUUGUCUUUAUUGACUCAACAUUCAUUUUUCUGAAAAGAGCAACUUGACCAUGAAGUACAACACAAAGUCCUUUUUGCGGUCCUUUAUUAUAAGCAGCCGUUGCCCAAAGCUCAAUGCUGAUCACGUUAAGAUGCCAAUUUAUUCAUCUACCAACAAGACAAUAAUGUUGGCAUGUUCUCUUCUGUUUGUCUAUUAAUGGGCCUGCUUCUUAGCAAUAUUAGAAAUGUUUUAUAAAAAAAGCAGUUCAUGUUACUUUUCUGAUCUUUUCAUGACAUAUGAGCAAAUAAACUAUUUACACUACUA
Manis pentadactyla (Chinese pangolin) is the source of this 5787-nucleotide messenger RNA. It is a transcript of the gene FMNL2, whose product is annotated as formin like 2. The record is from RefSeq and is a predicted model, not a curated record. The coding region runs from base 469 to 3750 and encodes 1093 amino acids. Gene Ontology annotation, cellular component: cytosol. Gene Ontology annotation, biological process: cortical actin cytoskeleton organization; regulation of cell shape; cell migration. Lineage: Eukaryota; Metazoa; Chordata; Mammalia; Pholidota; Manidae. The transcript has 28 exons. Gene Ontology annotation, molecular function: small GTPase binding; actin filament binding.